AGGCUGGGCGGCUUCGGAGCCAGAGCAGCGGCUCUGUGGCCCGGGCGGGCGGGUCGGGGCAGCCUCGGAGCCGGGAUCCGGGCCCGAAGGGUCAGCACUAGCUGGUCUCCAGUGGGCGCCGCCUUCAAUGUCAAGCCCCAGGGCAGCCGCUGGGACUUGUUCGGCGAGCGGCGGGUGAGCGGCGCUGGAGGAGCUCCCCUCGGUCCCCGCAGCUAAACUGGCUCUUGCUCUGUGCGGCUAGCGACGCUCCGGGCGAGGUUGUUUGGGCCUGGGAGGAAGCCGGCAGCGAAUCCACCUUCUACGGUGGGGUCUCGUGUGCGCUCUUGGUGACGGGCAAGGUCACCUCUGCUUUGAGGGGCCGGGUUUAGUGGUCUCUUCCCCAGAGUGUCGGGUCCAGGAACUGCCUCUACAUGAGCCCCUUGCUCCAUGUGAAUCUGAGUAGUUCGUCCUGGCAGGAUCCGCCCUCCGUCUACACUCAGCCGCACCUCCAGCCAAAGCGCUUUAGCUCCAGCGCUGCACGCCUGUCUUAAGAGGCCUAACCCUAUGCGUUCACAGGCGGUGUCAUGUGGUCUUUUGCAAGUACACGGGUACCUUCAGUCGAGUAAUGGGUCUUUUUGGCGUUCCUGAGCUCAGUGUCCCAGAAGGAUUUCAUAUUGCACAAGAAAAAGCCUUGAGAAAGACAGAAUUGCUUGUGGAGCGUGCAUGUUCCACCCCUCCUGGGCCCCAGACUGUGCUGAUCUUCGAUGAGCUCUCCGAUUCCUUGUGCAGAGUGGCUGACUUGGCUGAUUUUGUGAAAAUCGCUCACCCCGAGCCAGCAUUCAGAGAAGCCGCCGAAGAAGCCUGUAGAAGUAUUGGCACCAUGGUAGAGAAGUUGAACACAAAUGUGGAAUUAUAUCAAAGUUUGCAAAAAUUACUAACUGAUAAAAAACUUGUGGAUUCCCUUGAUCCAGAAACAAGGCGAGUAGCUGAACUGUUUAUGUUUGAUUUUGAAAUUAGUGGAAUCCAUCUAGACAAAGAAAAGCGUAAAACAGCAGUGGACCUCAAUGUUAAAAUCUUGGAUUUGAGUAGUACAUUUCUUAUGGGAACUAACUUUCCCAACAAGAUUGAGAAGCAUCUCUUACCAGAACACAUUCGCCAUAACUUUAUAUCUGCUGGGGAUCAUAUCAUAAUUGAUGGCCUCCAUGCAGAAGCACCAGAUGACUUGGUGCGAGAAGCUGCUUAUAAAAUUUUUCUUUAUCCCAAUGCUGUUCAAUUGAAAUGUUUAGAAGAAUUGCUCAGCAGCAGAGAUCUUCUGGCAAAGUUGGUAGGGUAUUCCACAUUUUCCCACAGGGCUCUCCAAGGAACAAUAGCUAAAAAUCCAGAGACUGUCAUGCAGUUCCUUGAGAAACUAUCUGACAAACUUUCUGAAAGAACUCUAAAAGAUUUUGAGAUGAUACGAGGGAUGAAAAUGAAACUGAAUCCUCAAAAUUCGGAAGUAAUGCCUUGGGACCCCCCCUACUACAGUGGUGUGAUUCGUGCAGAAAGGUAUAAUAUUGAGCCCAGCCUGUACUGCCCGUUUUUCUCUCUUGGAGCAUGCAUGGAAGGCCUGAAUAUUUUGCUUAACAGACUGUUGGGGAUUUCGUUAUAUGCAGAGCAGCCUGCAAAAGGAGAGGUGUGGAGUGAAGAUGUCCGAAAACUGGCUGUCGUUCAUGAAUCUGAAGGAUUGUUGGGGUACAUUUACUGUGAUUUUUUUCAGCGAGCAGACAAACCACAUCAGGAUUGCCAUUUCACAAUCCGUGGAGGCAGAUUAAAGGAAGAUGGAGACUAUCAACUCCCAGUUGUCGUUCUUAUGCUGAAUCUUCCCCGUUCCUCAAAGAGUUCUCCAACUUUGCUAACUCCUGGCAUGAUGGAAAAUCUUUUCCAUGAAAUGGGACAUGCCAUGCAUUCGAUGCUGGGACGAACUCGUUACCAGCACGUCACUGGGACCAGGUGCCCUACUGAUUUUGCUGAGGUUCCUUCUAUUCUGAUGGAGUACUUUGCAAAUGAUUAUCGAGUAGUUAACCAGUUUGCCAGACAUUAUCAGACUGGGCAGCCACUGCCAAAAAAUAUGGUGUCUCGUCUUUGUGAAUCUAAAAAGGUUUGUGCUGCAGCUGAUAUGCAACUUCAGGUCUUUUAUUCCACUCUGGAUCAAAUCUACCAUGGGAAGCAUCCCCUGAGAAAUUCAACCACAGACAUUCUCAAGGAAACACAAGAGAAAUUCUAUGGCUUACCAUACGUUCCAAAUACUGCCUGGCAGCUGCGGUUCAGCCACCUCGUGGGGUAUGGUGCCAAGUAUUACUCUUACCUCAUGUCCAGGGCGGUCGCCUGCAUGGUUUGGAAGGAGUGUUUUCUACAGGAUCCUUUCAACAGGGCCGCUGGAGAACGCUAUCGCAGGGAGAUGCUGGCCCACGGUGGAGGCAGGGAGCCCAUGCUCAUGGUUGAAGGUAUGCUUCAGAAGUGUCCUUCUGUUGAUGACUUCGUCAGUGCCCUCAUUUCUGACUUGGAUCUGGACUUCGAAACUUUUCUCAUGGAUUCUGAGUAACAGAAAUACUCUAAACCUCUUAAAUCAAGGUCAUGUAAAUAAUGACUUUAUUAUAAAUGCUACAGUGGUGAGAGCUUAUUUCUGAUUUCAGUGUUCACUUCUGUAAUAACUUCUGAAAAACUUUAAAGUGUUAGAACUUGGAAUAAAUCAUUUGUUUUAAUUAU
This is a messenger RNA of Cebus imitator (Panamanian white-faced capuchin), 2724 nucleotides long. It is a transcript of the gene MIPEP, whose product is annotated as mitochondrial intermediate peptidase. Gene Ontology annotation, biological process: peptide metabolic process. The transcript is spliced from 19 exons. Bases 605 to 2560 code for a protein of 651 amino acids. Gene Ontology annotation, molecular function: metalloendopeptidase activity. The record is from RefSeq and is a predicted model, not a curated record. Gene Ontology annotation, cellular component: mitochondrion. Lineage: Eukaryota; Metazoa; Chordata; Mammalia; Primates; Cebidae.